GUGCUGCCUCUGUCCCGCUAGUGAGCUCACUGUCUGCCCUGCUGUGCUGUCAGCCUUUCGCCGCCACUCCGCCUCCUCCUCCUUCGCACGCACGCCAAUUUACUACAACGAACCAACCAACUCACCAACACCACAAUACUACUUCUUGUGGCCACGUUCUCAGCAGGCCCGCUUGUACAUAGAGCUAGCCGUCUCUCGACCGGUCCCCGUGCGACAAGAAACCGCACCUUCCUUCCAGUAAUCAUCACCACUGCAUCACUCCCCCAGCAUACACCCACAGACAGCCAUGGCCGACUCCGCCCCCGUCAAGAUCAAGUUGCAGAGCAACGACCAGCACCUCAUCGAGGUUGACCAGCAGGUUGCCGAGCGCUCGCUUCUCAUCAAGAACAUGCUCGAGGAUCUCGGCGAUGCCGCCGUGGGCCAGACCAUCCCCAUCCCCAACGUCACCGAGCCCGUGCUGCGCAAGGUGAUUGAGUGGUGCGAGCACCACCGGAACGACCCUCCCUCGACCGGCGAGGAUGAUAACGACAACCGGAAGAAGACUACCGAGAUUGAGGAGUGGGACCAGAAGUACAUGCAGGUCGACCAGGAGAUGCUGUUUGAGAUCAUCCUCGCCAGCAACUACCUCGACAUCAAGCCCCUUCUCGACGUUGGCUGCAAGACCGUCGCCAACAUGAUCAAGGGCAAGUCCCCCGAGGAGAUCCGUAAGACGUUCAACAUCACCAACGACUUCACCCCCGAGGAGGAGGAGCAGAUCCGCCGCGAGAACGAGUGGGCCGAGGACCGGUAAAUGGCGGUUGGAGUGAGUUUAACUUUGCGUGGAUCGCGGGAGGGGCAGACAGGCACAGUUCAGCGGCCAUACUGCUGGUCACAAGCAGGCGGCUACAGAACGACCACACUUGAGGCGGCUCCGCCGUGGUUGAGCAUCGUAUUGGCGUUUGGGCUUCACAGUAACUGAUCAAUGAAAUAUUCAAUACCCAUCAAUGCACGUGCGUGCGUCGUGGUGAGUCACCGGGAGCGACUGCAGCGACGGGUGUCCAGAACGCAACCGCUGGAGCAAUCUGCAAGAAGUUGAUGCCAGCGCCUAGAAGAGCGUACCACGAGAUAAAGUGAGGGGCAUGGCGUAUGCUGAAUCUCAUAUGGUGCACUGCAAAAACCCAAUAUUCAGAUCGCGUGCACUACCCAAUCGUCUUUGAUUCGAAAGCAGAGUUGCGC
Messenger RNA from Microdochium trichocladiopsis, 1215 nucleotides. RefSeq names its product S-phase kinase-associated protein 1A. NCBI's taxonomy places the organism in Eukaryota, Fungi, Ascomycota, Sordariomycetes, Xylariales, Microdochiaceae. The transcript has 4 exons. The coding region runs from base 287 to 790 and encodes 167 amino acids. Gene Ontology annotation, cellular component: nucleus; cytoplasm. Gene Ontology annotation, biological process: mitotic cell cycle; SCF-dependent proteasomal ubiquitin-dependent protein catabolic process. The record is from RefSeq and is a predicted model, not a curated record. Gene Ontology annotation, molecular function: cullin family protein binding.